AUGUGUGCUUAUAUGAAUAAACCAAAUUUGUGUAAUUCCGUGAUGUUAUUAAAAGGUUCUGAUAAAUUAUUUUAUGAUAAUUUAAUAAAUUUAGAUGAAAGAUUAAAACUAAAUAAUAAUUUUAACGAAAAUAGAUAUAAUGAAAAUUGUAAUAAAAGCUUUGUAAGAAAUAAUAGACGGUUUAAAACUGAGCCUUCUAAAAUUUUUAAUAAAAAUACAAAAUCAUCAGGUUAUUCUUUUUUUCAAAAUAUUUUUGGUUUCUCAAAAAGCGUUUCUCAUAAAGAAAAUCUGGAAAACGACAAAACCGAACUAAAUGGAACCGACACAGGCGAGAGCGACCAAAGCGGAAGAAGCGAAAAAAGCGGAAAAGGCGGAAAAAGCGAAAAAAGCGGAAAAGGCGGAAAAAGCGAAAAAAGCGAAAAGAAUGAAAAUGGCGAAAGUGGCGGUGGGGGCAAGCUGUAUAUAAACGGGUUAGCUAGCCAAAUUGACAAUAAUUUGUCGAAUAAAAAAUAUGAGCUCACUGGUUAUACUGGACUGGAUGAUAAAAAUGAUAUGAACGAAGAAAAAUGUGUAAAAAAAAAAGAGAAAGAAAUAAAUUCAUUAGAUAAGAGAAUGGUAAAUAGUUAUGUAAUAUCUGACGUUUUUUUAAAAAAAAAUAUAAAAUCUAUAAUUGUAUAUAAUACAGGAGGAAUUGAUAUAGAACUGAUUGAAAAUGAAAACCCUGAAUUUUUAUAUCAUACAUAUACAGGAAAUAGAAUAUCUAAUAUAUAUUAUAAUUAUGAUGAUAAAAUUAAGGAAAAAGAUAGUUACAAUGAAAGAUGUAAUGAUGAUAUAAAAGGAAAUCGUAGUAAUAGUAAUAAAAUAUUUUGUAUGGAAAAAGAAGAAUUGAAUUGUCCAAAUGAUUGUAAUCAAAAUUGUGAUAUUAAUUCGUCUAUAUCUAGUUUAUCAAUAAAUAUAUCUGAAAAAAAAAAAUAUAAAAAAUAUUAUUAUAUAGGAGAAUCUUUUAAUAACAUGCGAAAUGGUUGGGGAAUGUUAAUAUAUAAUGAUAGAGUUAUAUUCGAAGGGGAAUAUAAAAUGGAUAAUGCAAUAGGUUAUUUUAUUAAAUAUAAUGAAUAUUCAACAGAAAUUGGAUAUAGGAGCCCUAUAAGUAUAAAAUCGGUAAUUAUUAUGAGUGAUAGUGAUAAUUUCAUAAUUCAAAAUAAGUCUGAACAUUUAAAUGGUGAUUGUAAUGAUGAUGAUGAUGAUAAUGGCAAUGAUAAUGAUGAUGGUGACAAAAUUAAGAAAAAUAACAAAAAUAAUAAUUUGUCAAAUGUGCUCAUUUGUAAUAAUGAACAUAGCAUAUGUAAUAAAACUUUUUCAAAUUUUGAAGAAACAUAUAAUUUAGAAAAAUUAAAAGAUAAAAAUAAUAAUUCAUAUUCUUAUCAUAAAAUAGACAAAAAUUGUGAUGCAUCCUUUAAAAAAAACCAUAACUCUAUUAAAAAAUUUUCUACACAAUUUUGUAAAAGUGGUUUGGAAAGCAACGAUUAUAUUGGUAUAAACAAAUUUGCUGAUUCUACUUCAGCAUGCCAUAUAGCUAGAGGAGGCAAUUCCCCAAAAUUAACAGAUUUGACCAAUUCAACCAAUUCGACCAAUUUAGCCAAUUCAACCAAUUUAAAUGUCGUAUCCAAUUAUAUUCGGAAAAAUAGCAAACAUAAAACGACUCCAGCACAAUCACUAAAUUAUUUAAAACCCCCUAAUAUGAAUUUUAUAAAAAAUAAUAUUUUCUUAAAUAAAAAUAUUAAAAAAAGUGAAAAAAUUUUAAGAAAAAAAAAAAAAAAAACAACUUCACAUACAUUUACACCAAUAAAUAUUAUUGUAACUUCUUUUGAUAGUGAUGAUAAUAUUGGGGAUCCUGAUUGUAUGGAUUCUGACAUUAUAAUGAAAAAAAGUGAGGUAGAAAAAGAUAGAGAAGAUAAGACAAAUUGUAGUGAUUAUGAACAUGACGAAAGUAAUAAUUAUGGAAACUAUUUUGAUACAAUUAAUGAAAGAGUAAAAAAAAAUACUUUAGAUGUAGAAAUUUAUGAUGAAUAUAAAAAUUUGAUAUGUGCAAAUAUAAAUAACGAUAAUUUUGUAUUUAAAAAUAAUGAAAUUGCAAUAUUUGACAAAUUUAUAGAAAAUCAAAAUGUUAAUAAUGACAAGGGGUGGGAAAAUCAUAUCAUGAGGAAGACAAUAUGUGAAGAAAAUUUUAAAGUAGAUAAGAUAUUAAAUGAGGGCGAUUUUACUAUUAGUACAGAUGCAGUAGAUGCAGAUAAUGAUUAUGCAGACAUUCUAGAACCCACAAUCGAUAAUGAUAAGCAUUGCACCAAGUUAGAAGCGAGUCUAAAAGGGGGAGGCGAGGGCAGAUGUGGUGAGAGUGGCGAUGGCAGAUGCGGCGAGAGUGGAGGGGGCGAUGGGGAAAGAAAGUUUUGUAAGUUUCUAAAAAGGGAAAUGAGGAAAAAGUUAAGAGGAGCUACAUUUCCAGAAACACAUGAUGAUAGACAAAAAAACUGUUUUCUUUUUAUUGAUGAUUAUUUAACUUCAAACAAUUAUAAGUUUGAUAAAAUAAGUAAUGAUAUUAGAUUAAGAGCAUCUGAUUAUAAUAAAUGGUCAGUUAAUAUGUUAUAUAACUUUUUGAAAAUGAUAGGAUUAAAAAAAGAAGCUUAUUUAUUUAAAAUAAAUAAAAUUAGAGGAUAUCAUAUAUUAAAAAUAACUGAUAAUGAACUCAAAAAACUUAAUAUAAAUAAUCAAUAUACUAGAAAAUUUAUUCUUUCUGUUUUUCGUUUUUUAGUUAAUUCUAUUGAUAGUGCAGAUCCAUUAUCAUUAAAUUUUAACACAAGUAAAAAAUUCACAUUUAAUAAAAUUAAAAAUAUAUCUAAUAAUGAUAUAAUUAUAUUAAAUAAAAUAGGAGGUGGCAGUUAUGCACAAGUAUUUAGAGGAAAAUAUAAAGGAAAAAUAAUUGCUUGUAAAUUGUUUGUAUAUAAUACUAGAGAAUUAAGUGAAGAAAGCUAUUGUGAAAGUUAUAUAUCGACUCCUAGAUCUACUCACCAAUAUAUUUUUCCAAAAAUUUUUAAAAACAUGCCAAGUGCAGACUCAGAAGUAGGAGAUCCCAGUCACGAUGUUGAUUCGAUAAGAAGUGAUGAUUUAGAAAAAAUUGGGAAAAACUUCGAACAAAUUGGGAAAAACUUCGAAAGGGGCGAUGGUGAUUUUCCAAAGGUGCUAACCAAUUUGUGCACAUUGCAAAGAAAUAAAAAAAUAAAAAAAAUGGCAAAUUUGGAAAUAUUUCGAUAUUUUCCAACACCUAUAAAAUAUCGAAAUUAUGAAGCAAAAAUUUUAUAUUCAUUACAAAAUUGUAAACAUGUCAUAAAAUUAUUGGGGGUUUGUAGUUUAGGGCAAGGAGAAGAAUCACUAAUUUUACAAUAUUGUCCAGGAGGAAGUUUAGAAAAAUAUAUAUAUUAUGAUGAAAAAAAAAAAAUAAAUAAACAAAAUAAACAUUUAUCAAGACCCCAAGUUGUUAAAAUUUUUCAGCAAAUAGCUAAAGGAAUGUAUGAAAUACAUUCUAAUAAUUUUUUCCAUCGUGAUAUUAAAUUAUCUAAUAUAUUAUUAGAUGAAAAUAAAAAUGCUAUUAUAUCUGAUUUUGGGUUAUCUACAUAUUUUUCGUUAAAUGAUAGUCCAAGUGCAUAUGCUAUUUAUGGAAAUAUUUUUUAUGCAGCUCCUGAAGUUUUAAAAGGUGAGGGUUUUUUUAAAGAAUCAGAUGUAUGGUCAUUUGGUGUUAGUCUUUGGGAAGCUUUAACAAAAAAAAUUGCAUAUGAUGGUUUAUCAUCUUCUGAAACAUUUUGCAAAAUAUCAUCAGGCGAAUUACAUUUACCAAUACCAAAUGACAUUCCUAAAGAUUUGUCAGAUUUAUUAAAAAGUGUCCUUGAAUAUGAUUUUACAAAAAGACCCCUAUUUGAUGUUAUAGCUCGAAAGUUAGAACAAAUAUGGGAGGCAGCUGAAAAGCGGUUGCACUUUGAUAUGAUUUCCUUUUUGGAUGGAUGA
Messenger RNA from Plasmodium yoelii, 4053 nucleotides. RefSeq names its product tyrosine kinase-like protein, putative. Gene Ontology annotation, molecular function: protein kinase activity; ATP binding; protein binding. The transcript has a single exon. The record is from RefSeq and is a predicted model, not a curated record. The coding region runs from base 1 to 4053 and encodes 1350 amino acids. Gene Ontology annotation, biological process: protein phosphorylation. NCBI's taxonomy places the organism in Eukaryota, Apicomplexa, Aconoidasida, Haemosporida, Plasmodiidae.